AUGCACUGGAGCAACCCCGGAAGCGCCGCCAACCAGCCGCUAUCUUUGCAACUGUCCACUGGAAAGUUCACUACCUCGUCUAGUACAGGUAGAAAGGUGUCCACUGGAAAGGAGUUCUCUCACUGCCACCUGCAUCAACCAGAGUUGGAAAAAAUAUCCCCCUCGCCGCCCGCUGCCACGCCGCCUCUCCCACAAAUGGCCUCCCCCGGUCGCAUUGCCUCCCCCGCUGCACCCAGAGACACAAACGCAGGGGAACAACACACGUCGGCUCCCCGCCCUCUUCUCGUACACCGAGACAGAAAAAAAAUCACACACACACACACACCCUUGGUGUUUUUGCACGACGAUGAAAUGGCAGCAGUAAUCGGCGACUUCGUAACCGACCUCUCACGAUUUCACACCAUGAUUACCAGCUCCUCGUCGCUUCAACGCAAGUCGCCCCGCUCCCACGAGCCUCCUCACUACCAACAGUCGCCAGGCCGCGCGCGACAACGGUCGACCUCUUCGUCCGCCGCCGCCGCCGCCGCCGCGCCACACCACUCACCUUCAUCCCGACUCACUUCGUCCUCGUCGGCUCGCAGAGACUCGGAUUCCCUGCACCGCGCGUCCAGGGCUUCUGCCUCUCCCGCCACUGCCGCUCGCACCACACAGUUUUCUCCUUCCUCACGCCCCAGGCCCGCCAGGUUUCCCUCACCCCCACCGUCCUCGUCCCCCGCCGCCGCCAUCCAACCGCCGCCCCCGGCAGAUGACCAACAUUUGGCGUCUAUGGAGGCCAUCAAGAGAGAUGACGUCUCCGCGACCCAAUUCCACCCUUCUGCUCUAGCCGCCGACCCCCGACAGCAGCCCUCACCGCCCUCGGACGACUAUCGCAUCGAGGCCUCGUCUGCCGGCCCGGCUGCUGCCCAACGCUCUGCCGGUCCCCUGGCGCCUCCCCUCGGUGCUCCCACUGCGCAGACCAUUGUCCACGUCCGCGAUCUCGCUCACAUCACCAUCCUCGUCCAGGAGGGCAGCCUCGGCACCGCCUCCGCCGGCCCGACCGGUCUGACCCAGUACGAGAUUAGUGCCAUGCCCAUAAACGACGUCAUUGACAUGGUCGCCGCUCUGCUCACCAAAAUCACCACGGCCAACGAUCUGCAGCACGACGCGAUGCAGCGCAAUGUCACCCACCAGCAGCAAGCCAACCAGAACCACGAUUCCUCGGGCUCCCACAUGAGCUCUCUUAGCCACUCCGUCCUUGCUUUUCACGGCAAGAACGUCCCCGCCAUUUCCAUCCUCAGCUAUCUUGGCAGAAUACACAAGUACUGCCCAACCACCUACGAAGUGUUUUUGAGCUUGCUCGUGUACUUUGACCGCAUGACAGAGCGUGUCAAUGACAGAGUCCAGACCGAGUGCGCCCGCCAAACGGCCGCCUCCCAGUCGCAACCAUAUCCCGCCCACUCGCGCUCUGCCUCGCGGCAGGUGGACACGACCAUGCGCGAUAGCACCACGCUCACUGUCGAUAACUCGGACGAGACGGACUCUGAUCUGGCCGACGAUGACGACCCGGACGAUGCCAUGGUGAACUCGCCAACGGCGCGGCAAGCCGGCUCCAAGCCGUUUGCCGCGGACCAUCCUCUUGCCAGCCCGGCCACCUAUUUUGUUGUCGACAGCUUCAACAUUCAUCGCCUUAUAAUCUCAGGCGUCACCUGCGCGAGCAAAUUCUUUUCGGAUGUCUUUUACACCAACUCGAGAUAUGCCAAGGUUGGUGGUCUGCCACUUGCCGAACUCAACCACCUGGAGCUCCAAUUCCUCAUCCUCAACGACUUUCGACUGGCCAUCCCUGUCGAGGAGCUUGAGGGCUACGCCACCACGCUGGUGGAAUUUUACGCGCGCGAAGUCGUGGCCAAGGGCGUGGGCAUUAAAUAG
Molecule: messenger RNA, 1905 nt
Organism: Cordyceps militaris CM01
Lineage: Eukaryota; Fungi; Ascomycota; Sordariomycetes; Hypocreales; Cordycipitaceae
Product: cyclin-dependent protein kinase complex component
Exons: 3
Coding region: 1-1905 (634 amino acids)
Biological process (GO): regulation of cyclin-dependent protein serine/threonine kinase activity
Cellular component (GO): nucleus; cyclin-dependent protein kinase holoenzyme complex
Molecular function (GO): protein kinase binding; cyclin-dependent protein serine/threonine kinase regulator activity
Source: RefSeq, a predicted model, not a curated record